Molecule: messenger RNA, 675 nt
Organism: Adineta ricciae
Lineage: Eukaryota; Metazoa; Rotifera; Eurotatoria; Adinetida; Adinetidae
Source: the annotation of a GenBank genome assembly
AUGACAAAUUUAGUGGAUAUCAAAUCCCAUCUAUCAAAUGAUCCAAUCGAUCACUAUAUCAUGGAUCAUACUUUUCGGCCAACAGCUGAACAAAACGAAUUGAUCGAAUAUACUCGAUCUUUACCAGAAAAAUUCGCACUGAUGAUCGGCUCGGCUGAUGCUGCUCAAUUCUUUCAAAUGUUAAUUCGAGUUAGUCAUUUCAAGCGUUGUAUUGAAGUCGGCACACUUUCAGGUUACACAUCCAUGAGCAUGGCGUUAGCGGUUCCUGAUGAUGGGCUAGUAGUUACCUUAGAUAUUGAUGAUAAAUAUGUUCGACGUGAUAUAUGGGAAAAGGCUGGUGUUGCAAAGAAAUUGGAUUUACGGAUCAAGCCCGCAUUAGAUACGUUGAAUGAGUUAUUAGAACAGUAUGGAGAAAAUAGCUUCGAUUUUAUUUUUAUUGAUGGUGAUAAGCCGAAUUAUGUUAACUAUUAUGAUUUAUGUCUUCGUCUAGUACGUCCUAAUGGUCUCAUUGCAAUAGAUAAUACAAUUUAUACAGGUUUUGUCGCUGAUCCAAGCAAAAAUGAUAUCAAUACAAUAACCAUUCGACAGUUGAAUGAUAAAAUCAAACUCGAUCAAACAGUGGAUGUGUGCCAAUUACGUCUUGGUGAUGGCACAACAUUCGUACGAAAGAAAUAG